UGUGUGUGUGUGUGUACUGGGAACCGGACGGACGGAUCUCGGGUCAUCUGCAGCUGCGGCGCGCGCACGCGGAGGGCGCAGGAGGAGGCGGAGGGAAAAAAUGGCGGCCAUCAACUAGACCAGGACACACGGGGACAAGUCGGAGCAGAAGAUCCGAAAUAGUUUCCCUGAUUUUCCAGGGAGUGUUCAGUGAUGGAGGUGCUACAGUGCGAUGGUUGCGAUUUCCGUGCAGAGUCCUGUGAUGAGCUCAAAGUUCACAUUCAGGACGUCCACACCGUUUUCCUGCAGCCUACAGAUGUUGUGAACGAAUCACCUCAAAGGUCAAGGUCCGAUUCCUUAAACUCUUUCAGCCACACAGAGGAGGAUGACGAGGAUAUCGGCAAUAAUGAAUGUGAAUUUCCACACAAGGAAACAGGCCUCAACUCUGUAACCACAGAUUCAGGGCCCUUCUCCAGUUCAAACCAAACGGUUUACAAUCCCUCAGCUGACAAGACAACAAACCCGUUUUUUCAGUGUAAAUUUUGUGUGCGUUACUUCAGAUCAAAAUCCCUCCUCAAUGAGCAUGCUAAGAAGGUCCAUGGGAUUGAAGGAGGAGCUUAUUCAAAUGAUCAUUCAAAUUCACUCGACACAUCCAAGUCAGGCUUCAAUGUUACAGCACACCAUAGUGUAGAAAAGCUGUACUCCUGUCAGUAUUGUACAUAUAAAUCUCCUCGCCGAGCAAGAAUACUGAAGCAUCAAAACAUGCACCACAAAGAUAAUUUUCUUGCCCAUUCAGAUUCUCCUGUUGAAGCAGAAGCUGAAACAGAGGUUCUGGAUAUGGACUCAGAUGCCAUGUCUUCGGAAGAACAGUGUGAGGAAUCGCAGGAUCAUACUGAACGCAAUGUUUUGGAAUCCAUGGUCAAAGCUCGGUCCAGAGGUGGAUUCAGCUGUGAAUGGUGUGGCUUCCAGACCUUGCAAAGACAACAGUUAUGUGAUCACAUGAUGAAGAAGCAUCGGAACAUGGUUAAGAUUAUGAUAUCACUGCAAAAGCCCAAAGCAGACGGAAGUGCAGGAUCUUCCAAAUCAAAUUCUCCUUCAUCACCAAGAAGCACUCCAACAUCCAACUUGAUGUUGACUGAUCUAAGUGGAAACGAAGGCUCCGCAGCAUCUGUGAAAGGCAGUGCCUCAGUGAAGUCCCUAUCAGGGCUGUCACGUUUUCAGUAUUCCCACAUUGCAGGAAAGAUUCCCAACAGUACAGGAUCUUCCAUACUGUCAGAGAGGUCGACUUUUGCCAUGUCAGACAUGUCACAGUCAAGGGUAGAUUUGGAAACCAGUGUGCUGAAUGAUUCACAGAGCAGCUCUGAUGAUGAACUCUGUGACGUUGAUGAUCCAGCUUACAACGACUCAUUGUUCACUGAGGAUUCUGCUAAGCUGCUUCUGUCAGAGGAGGAUAAUAAACUGCUGGAGACGGAAGGCAUUCCGAUUGGAAGGCAUUUGAAUAGGUUCCAGUGCCCAUUCUGCUCUUUUUUGGCUAAACACCAUAGCAGCAUCUUUCAACAUAUAGAAAACGUACAUUUAGCCAGCCAAACCACCUUGUACAAGUGUAACGAGUGUACGUUUCUUUGUACAAGUUCAGUAAAACUUGCCACACAUAAGCAAUGUCACAGUGGCUCCACUUCUGAAUGGGACAUCAUGGACCUAACCAAUGAAAGCCAAGAUGGCCAAAUUGAAGACUCGGUCAAUGGAGGAAAUGGCAGCUCUACCAUGAAUGGCCAGAAAUCCACUGAUGUAGAAGAGGAAAAUUCUCAUCACUGUUCACUCUGUAAUUUUUCUACAAUGUCACUGAAAGGUUUACGUGUCCACCAGCAACAUAAGCACUCAUACUGUGAUGGGAUGCAACCCACAAGUCAAGAUGAUUCGUUAAAUGAGCAGCAGGAUUCUGAAUCAGAAUCAUACGGCACAUCAAAUUUUGUGCAAAAAACUCAAACAUCAAUCCUUGGAUAUUCUUCCAGAAAGCACCUUAUUGGAAAGACUGCCAGAAAAUCCAUAAAUGACUUGCCUCUGGAUCUGUCCCCUGUGAAGAAACGGACAAGAAUUGAUGAAAUUGCAAAUAACCUUCAAAGUAAAAUUAGUCAGAGUCAGCAGCAAGAGGAUGUUAUCAAUCUUGAUGAUAUGGAGGAUGAGGAUGAAGAAAAUGAAAAUCAUGUUGAUGAGAAAAGAGAGAAUGAGAACUCUGAGAUUCAAAGUCAACGCUUCACCUAUAAUACGCAGCAUUUGUACAUCAGGAAACCUGGUUUUGUUCAGACAGAGCAUGGUGUCGGCAAAAGGAAGCGUAGCUUGCAGUCUAAGUUAACUUCAAGAACCAUGCCUAUCCAAGUCACCGUCUCUGAUGAUGAGGAUAGUUUUGGUGCAGACUCUAGAGAUAUCCAGGAUCAUAGCAGUCAAGACAGCAGAGAGACGUAUCAAGACAGCACCGACUACACAGAGGAACCUGGUAACCUUUUCUACUGUAAACACUGUGAGUACCAAAACAAGUCUGCUCGCAGUGUUAGCACCCAUUACCAGCGUAUGCAUCCCUAUAUUAAGUUUAGCUUUAAAUACAUUCUUGAUCCAGAGGAUCAGAGUGCUGUCUUCCGUUGUCUAGAGUGUUUCAUAGAAUACAACAAUUUCAGUGACUUACACCAGCACUACAUGGAUCACCAUCCAGAAGCUAGCAAUGUUCUUAACUUUAACCAGCCCGAUUUGGUGUACACAUGUCGCUUCUGCUCAUACACCAGCCCAAAUGUGAGGAGCCUGAUGCCUCAUUACCAAAGAAUGCACCCCUCAGUUAAAAUAAACAACGCCAUGAUCUUCUCAAGCUAUGUGGUUGAUCAGCCUCAGAAAGGAACUACAGAGUCACAGACACUGAGAGAAAUCUUGAAUUCGGGGCCCAAGAGCUUCACCACCUCUGCCUCAAGGUCUUCUUCCAGUCCCGCCCUUAAAAGCUCGAUCAAAACACCUGACUCAAAAAUGGACUCUGAAGCUUUUAGGGAAAUUGUCGAUGGUAACGUUGUGGUGUACGAUUGCGACAUGUGCUCAUUUGCAAGCCCCAAUAUGCACUCAGUACUGGUUCACUAUCAGAAAAAGCAUCCUGAACAGAAGGCGUCAUACUUUCGCAUACAGAAGACCAUGCGGGUCAUAUCAGUAGAUCGAGCGCAAUCAUCAGCCAACUCCACAUUUACCCUGUCAAGUACUCCAAAGCCCUCAAAUGCUAUGCCCUCGACUCUAGAUGAUGAGCUUUACUACUGCAAACACUGUGUUUACAACAACCGAUCUGUGGUGGGCGUUCUAGUUCAUUACCAAAAACGCCAUCCGGAAAUCAAGGUGACUGCUAAAUACAUAAAGCAUGCACCUCCUACACUUGGGUUGAUGAAGCUUAUGGAUGAGUUGCAGAUUGCACCUCCUAAACAGUUUCUGAAACAGUUAAGCACCAAUGCAACUGAUGGAUCCAAUCAUUUGCAUCCAAAAGGAACUACAGACAAAGGGGAGGGUGAGAUGUUGUUUUUCUGCCAGCACUGCGACUACGGGAACCGCACUGUGAAAGGGGUGUUGAUCCAUUACCAGAAGAAGCACAGAGAUGUAAAGGCAAAUGCAGAUUUGGUGCGGAGACAUACCGCUGUGGUACGCAGUCAAAGGGAAAGGGCUCAGAUGAUACAAACAGGAAGUUCCACAUCCACUGCAACCUCAGCCACUGAUGCAGAGAAAUCCAAAGCACUUAGAUCUUUAAAGUGCAGACACUGUGCCCACACAUCUCCUUAUGUGUAUGCCUUGAAGAAGCAUCUUAAGAAGGAUCACCCCACUGUGAAGGCCACAGCCAUGACCAUCUUGCGCUGGGCUUAUCAAGAUGGGAUCUUGGAGGCUGGUUAUCACUGUGAAUGGUGUAUUUAUUCCCAUGCUGAGCCCAGUGGGCUGCUCAUGCAUUACCAAAGACGACACCCAGAGCACAGUGUUGAUUAUGCUUAUAUGGCAAGCAAAUUGUGGGCUGGUCCUGAUACAUCCACCUCCAAGCAGUUGGGCAACUCUGAAAUAAAGCAUUACCAAUGCAGAGAUUGUGCCUUUGAGGCUUGUUCUGUUUGGGACAUCACCAAUCAUUACCAAGCUGUUCAUCCGUGGGCUAUCAAAGAUGACGAGUCUGUUCUCAUUGAAAUCAUUAAAGGAAACCAAACAUCAGAUAAACGUAUGUCUCCAGUUGGAAAGGGAAAUGUCUUAACAUCCAGCCCAUUCAACAGUCAUCAGUCUGAUGAAGGCACAUUGGAGAUUAGCAGGUCAGCACCUGAGCAUCAUCCCCACCUUUCCUUCUCCACGAGCUCCUCUAUCUCAAACAAUCCCUACCAGUGCACUGUGUGCCUGUCUGAGUACAAUAGCCUCCAUGGACUUCUGACUCACUAUGGCAAGAAACACCCAGGCAUGAAAGUGAAGGCUGCAGACUUUGCACAGGAAGCAGAUAUUAAUCCCAGUGCGGUUUACAAGUGCAGGCACUGUCCAUAUGUAAACUCGCGUAUCCACGGGGUUCUUACACAUUACCAGAAACGGCAUCCCCUGGUCAAAGUAACUGCAGAAGACUUUGCUGAUGAUAUUGAGGAAGUCAAAGAUUUGGUGCCAGAUGGAGAUGAAAGAUCAAAAAACCAGAGGCAGGGUUACGGUGCCUACAGAUGUAAGAUGUGCCCUUAUACUCAUGGAACACUUGAAAAACUGAAGAUUCAUUAUGAGAAAUAUCACAACCAGUCAGUUUCAGAUAUAUUUACGCCAACACAUUUGCAAUCCUUGGUUAGAAAAGAGGACACUGUUGCUGAAUGCACUGCUAGCAGUAUGACAGAAGCAUCCGAAAGAUGUGAGUUUGACCUUGCCCUCUCAGAAUUUGCAAAGGGAGAGAAACAUACCGUGUUCAGAUGUCAGCUCUGCAAAUACUUCUGCUCAACCAGGAAGGGUAUUGCUCGCCACUACCGCAUCAAGCACAACAAUGUACGAGCUCAGCCCGAAGGCAAGAACAAUGUCUUUAAAUGUGCCCUCUGCUCCUACACCAACCCCAUCCGGAAAGGUCUGGCUGCACACUAUCAGAAACGGCAUGACAUUGAUGCUUACUACACACACUGUCUCGCUGCUUCUAAAACCUUGAGUGAGAAACCAAAUAAAGUGACCGUACCACUGGCCUCAGAAGAAGAUAAGUCAAUGAUGAGUGAGGAGCUGAGGCAAGCAGUUGACCGAAGAAAGUGCUCAUUGUGCUCUUUCCAGGCAUUCAGCAGGAAAAGCAUUAUCUCACACUAUGUCAAGCGACACCCCGGGGUUUUUCCAAAAAAGCAGUCCUCCAGCAAACUCGGUCGUUACUUCACUGUGAUUUACCCCAAGGACCCAGAGACACCAGCCAUUAUAGAGGAUGUAGAACUGGUAGAAGUAAAAUCAGAGAAUGAUGGAGAACAUAUGGAAAAUGACUUGGAAUGGCCACAAUUCAAGUGCAUGAUAUGUUCUAAGCUGACAUUUGACACCACAGACCUUCUCGUCUCACAUUACAACGAUUACCACAGCAACGAGCUCAAGCGGGACUUUGUCACUAUACAAAGCCCAGUGGAGGAAGGUGCUGAGCUCUACCAGUGUGCUCACUGUGAAAUCAAGUUCCUUACUCUUCCUGAACUCAGCAUCCACCUUAGGAAACACAAUGAGAAGUUUGAGAAAAGGAACAUACGCCAUGAACAGAGGAAGGAGCUCCAGAUCAGGCGGAAAUCCACAGUGACACUUGAGACACAACCAGAAAACAAGAUAGAUGGCUCAGCUGAAAAAUCACCUAUUGGCUACCGAUGCAACUUUUGUGUUGAAAUUCACCCGACACUUAGAGCUAUUUGCAACCAUCUGAGGAAGCAUAUUCAGUACGGCGAAGUCAAAGAAGGACAUGUAGAGCAGGGAGUGGUGGAAAUUUCUGAUGGUGUCACCAAUGGUAGCAUGGAGGAUACGGUCACUACAGACACUAUUCCCACCGAGACAGGGGACGGCGUGUUGCUCACCAUGGAAACGGGAAUCACAGAGAGGGUUCCAGAACACCGGUGCGAUAUGUGUGAUCGAGUUUUCAUGUCCAUGCAGGGACUCCGAUCUCAUGAGCGAAGUCAUUCAGCUACAGCGAUGAUCAACAGAGACGACAAGUACAGUUGCCAGUACUGUCAGUUCCAAUCGGCUUUCAGGCACAAUCUGGACCGCCACAUUCAGUCUCAUCACGGACAUCACAAACCUUUCCGCUGUAAACUAUGUCCCUUUAAAUCAGCCUACCUGAGCCGCCUGAAGAGUCACCUGCACAAAUCACAUGCAGGUGAGAACACAUAUAAGUGCAUCUCAUGUCCAUUCUCAACAAUGACGAUCAGUCAGCUUAAGGAUCACUCGCUGCGAGAACAUGGACAAACUCUCACACUGCCCCGACUGAGAGCCCGAGCUGCCCUGCGCACCACACACACAAUCACAAACAACGACUCCCAACACACACCUACCGAUGCCACCACCACCAACUCUGUGGCAUAUUUGGAGCCACCAGAUGUUCAGCAGCAGUUAAGUCAUUACCAGCUGGCAUCACGAAAUCAGGCCCCACCCACCCUCUUGUCAGUUUCCCCUGGCCCCUCACCAUCGACAGGGGCAGAGACAUUGGGAGCACUGACCCGCCCUGACGCCACCCUAACCUGUGAAUUCUGUGAGUUCAGUUCAGGUUACAUGCAGAGUCUGAGGAGACAUUACCGAGACCGCCAUGGAGGAAAGAAACUCUUCAAGUGCAAAGACUGUUCCUUCUUUACAUGCUACAAGUCCACUUUCACCCUGCAUGUGGAGGCUGGACACAGUCCUCCAUCUGAUGAUGGACUAAGAGAACUGCGCUGUCCUUUCUGUCUCUAUCAUACCAAGUCUAAGAGUCAUAUGAUUGACCAUGUCCUCCUUCACAGAGAAGAGCGAGUGAUCCCUCUGGAAGUAUCUCGAUCCAAACUGUCUCGUCACCUGGACGGUUUGAUCUUCCGCUGUCAUAAGUGCACGUUCACAUGUUCGAGUGGCGACAGUUUGCAGCAGCACAUCGACAAACACGAAGAGCCCAAACCAUAUGAGUGUCGACUGUGUUACUAUGACACAAAACACCAAGAGCACCUUGAGGAUCACCUCCGUGACGAACACAAGGUGAUUCGUAACUUUGAGUUGAUGGGUCGUGUGAAUCUGGACCAGCUGGAUGUUCUGAAGGACAAAAUAAACAGUGAAGAGGAAGAGGAGUUGAAGGAGGAAGAGGAAGAAAAGGAGGAACCUUUGGCCAUUGAGGAAGAUGAGCAAACUGAGGAGACAGAAAGAAUAGACGAGGAAGAGAUGGAGGAGGAAGUGACAGCCACACAGGAAGAGAGUACACUGGAAGAAGAGACGCCGGAAAUGAUGAUGCCGUGUUCUCCAAGUGUAGGGAAAAAGUUUCCAUGUGAGUUUUGUGGCCGAACUUUUUCUCUUAGUUUGGAAUGGGAACGUCAUGUUCUCCGCCACGGCAUGACUGUUAACAGCAACAUGAGCGCUAUGAGUCCAGUUGCCUCGGUAACAAUAACAGAUGAGGGCAACGACCAAUCAGCUAACACUACAGAAGUGGAGAGAGCGUAUCAAUCCAGCCACUCGGAGCAACAGAGUUCGGUUCAGAAUGAGGACAAUUGAGAGACCAAAAAUGACAUAUAGAAAUGUACUGUGUUAUAAUGGUGUAUGGUUUGUUGUUGGGGGAAAAAAAACUAGGCUGCUUCAUGGACACUUGAUUUAAAAAAGUGAGGAAAAAAGCAAAACUUCAUGGUUUUGAAGCAUUGUUAGAUUUUAAGUGUUAAACAUGGGUUCUAUAGGUUGUGUUACAUCCUAGCUGUGUGUUAAAUCGCUGAUCCUUUAAAAAGUGUGACUUGGUCCCAUAGGACAGAUGCUAAUAAUAUAUUGGUAACCAAUAGUGACGAAUCUGUAAGAACUCUGUUCAGGUUAAAUAAACACUUUGUGUAAGGUGAUGUGUUAAAAAUGUCCCCAAUUUUACUUUUGGUUCAAAUUUUAAAUAUAUUUAACAAAUAUGAUAAACAUGACCAAUGAUUGAUUCUACUGGUUAUGUAUUAAACGAAUAGUGUGUGUUUCAGCACAUCCCAACACCACGUGUUAGAUUCAUAUCAGUGAAAUUGUGAGGAUUGUCAAGGAUUGGACAUUACGAUUGUGACAUUUAUAUUUAUAUUAUGGAUAUAUUGGGCUCUAAUUUUCUCACAAAUAAAUAAAUAAAAUUUCUAUUUUUAAGGUUUUUUUUUAUUAUUAUAUAGCAAAUAUUUAUCGGAUUGGACUUUGUAUUAGGCAAAAAUUGUUAAUAUUAUAAAAAAAAUUACUUCAUUACUUUUUUUAAAAUUACAUUUAAUGUAACUGUAUUUUAUUCUAUUAUUAAAAAUAUAGUAAUUACCGGUUCUGUUAAACACCAAAAAGCAUGGAUGAUAUCUUUUAAUUUAUAUAUAUUUGGCACUUUGAUCAACAUAAAAAAGAAAAUCCACAAUUGUUAAAAAUGUUCAGAACACUAAAUAACGAAUCUUAUUUUAGGCAAUUAAAUAUGUUGAUAUCACAGCUCCAUUUCUGUGAGCUGAAUUUCAUGUCUAUACCUUUUGUUAGAGCUCUUUUAUAAACAGCUACAUUUCUGUCCCGGUGGAAUAAGUUCGACUAAAAUGGUGAAUAUUCCUCAGUUUAAAUAGGAAGCUAUGAUGUUUGUGGAACACCUGACACAGAUCGUGUGAUUUGACCUGAACGCUGACUUACAGAUUCAAUAUUUUUUACAUUUUUAGCCUUGUGUUAAUCUUUAAUCCUGUAGCUGAAUUCCUUCAGGAAUAGUCGCCAUCUUAUUUGUAUCAGACGUUUGUUGAUUUUGUUUUUAUUUAAUUUUUUUUAGUAUAUGGACAAACACUGGGCCCCAAAGUUUUGUAGCAAAUUGCUACUGUAGUUUUAUUAUAUUUUUAAUUCUAUUUUUUUUUCCGUUUCAGCUGCUUUUAAGGCAUGUUCCUGUACUCCGUCAUGUAUGAAAACAAAACUUUCUGAAAUGAAAAAAAAAAUGAUUAUGGGACAACUUAAAGCACCUUCCAUGCAAAUUCCAUGGCUCCAUUUUUUUGUGCAUGAUUACAGGAAACAAGAACUGAAGAAGAGUAGCAUUUUGGGUAUCGAGCAGCUCGUCCCAUCAAGCAACUACAACAGUAAAAUUGUUUUCUUUAAAUAAUUGUUUUUAUGCUUCUCUUUAAAGGAACAAUGAAUAGAUUGUAUGCGAUGAAAGUUGCUGCUCAAAAACCCUGAAGCCUUAUUAUUAUUAUUAUUAUCAUUAUUAUUAAAUUUAUUUUGCUCCAUUUUUUUCCCAGACACAAUUUGGUGCAGUUACAGUACGAUACACUCACAUCCUUUUUUUGAGCAGUGUGCUCUACUGCAAUCCCAUAAUUCUCAGAGAAAUCUUAGAAUAAUUCAGUCAAUUUUCUUGAAACAAAAUAUUGUAAUAACUUACUGUAUUAUCUUGGAAUUCAUGACAUUUUUGAUAAUGAAACAGAAAUCAGCAGGAGCUGUGACAUCACUGAUGAAAAAAAAAACCUCUGCCUGCCUUGUCUGUUUAACGAGGAAGGCGACUCCAGCUGUAUUCUGGGUAAUAUUUUAUUUCUGUUUCUUUCUUUCUUUUUUGUUAACAGAAGCUUCAUGUCAAGUGUUUGGGAAUGUGGUGGGGGUUUUUGUGGUGUCGUCCAUAUUUAACAAAAAAAAAAAAAGUCAUUUUGUGUGGUUAUAGGAAAUACUUUUCUUUUUCUACCUUUAAAAAAAGAAAAUAAAAAAAUAGUUUCUUUCUUUAUAAGCCUAAACGUUUGUAAAAGACAGAAACCCGUUAAAUUCUGAACACACUGGAUUGUUGUAAAUAUGAUUUAGAGUUUUGUUUGUUUGUUUGUUUGGUUUGUUUGGAGUUAGUUGGACAGUAGCCCCUCCAUCUCGCCUUCUUCCUGUGAAACCCGUGACGUUGACUAGAAGUUUGUUGUUUACACUUUGAUUUCUGGAUAUUCUGUAAAUAUUGUAAUUCAUCGGGUUUUUUUUAACUUGUUAAUAAAGUUAUCAGAUAACGAGA
Messenger RNA from Tachysurus vachellii, 10096 nucleotides. It is a transcript of the gene znf462, whose product is annotated as zinc finger protein 462. The transcript is spliced from 13 exons. Gene Ontology annotation, cellular component: nucleus. NCBI's taxonomy places the organism in Eukaryota, Metazoa, Chordata, Actinopteri, Siluriformes, Bagridae. Gene Ontology annotation, biological process: regulation of gene expression. The coding region runs from base 193 to 7662 and encodes 2489 amino acids. The record is from RefSeq and is a predicted model, not a curated record.